AUGUUGGGCAUGACUGGAAGUGUCGGCCGAUGGCUGGUCAAGUCCAUCAGGAAGCGGCAACGGGCACCUCCUCCAAAACUCUCGGUCUUGUUCUUCGUGGCCAUCGCGAUCCGGAAAUUCCAAAAGUUUGCCACCAACAAGUUCAAAGAGUCGCUCAAGUUCUACUUUGAUAAGCGAGUCGCUCUGGACGAGCUCGAGGCCCUGCACAAGGCUGACCGGAUGUUCUUCAUCAAGGAGUUUGUCAAAGUCUCGUAUUUCAUUCGCAAGUUCGACUUGACCCUGGAUGACCUGACGGGCCGUCUCCCGGGCAUCGUUGACGACAUGUACGGGUAUCUGGAGGAGAGCUUGACUCGUCGUCGUCGUCGUGGUGACGGCGAUUAUUGCGACGCCCCCGCCGAACAUGAGAAAAGGAUCCAGUUCCUCUGCUCGUGUUUCAAGUACCUGGCCCGAAACAGUCCUGCAGCGAGUUUCGUCGCCCCUCAUCUUCUGCAAUUUUCUGCGGUUGCGGAUUUGCUGAUUGCAUCAGCAUCAUCAGCAGGGGAGAAUAACAACGACAACAUCAACAACAACGACCGAGCAACCAACGAUGCACUCGUCACGUGUCUGGCGUAUGUUUUGGAAAAGUCAAACGACAUCAGGAGCCAUAAACUAUCCGAGCUUGAAACGCUGAUUCUUAACUUGCCCGAGUUGGGUGAGGAAGCCAAGUCCUUGUUUCUGUCCAAGCUGGAGAGUGGAAAGGUGGUUGUCGCCGGCAACAACAAGAAUCAUCAGCAGCAAACAGGGCCUCGCUCAUCCAUGAACCCACGCAAGGUGAAGAAGAACCAGCAGGUCGUGAGCAGGACCAUUCAAACGGUCAAGUCCAAGCAGGAGACGAAAAAGUCGGAAGAGGCGGACUUGAAGCUCAUGAACUUGAGUGACUGCAUGAGGAACAGGAACCGGAAACUCAAGUGCAACACCGUCCUGGAGAAGCUCGAGUCCACAAACGACGAGAGUGGCAAUGAUCAAUCCGUGUUUCGAACCACGUGGGCAGAAACCAUCAACCUCUUCUCCUUGGUGUCCCAGGGACACGUGCUCAAAAAGGACGACAAGGACACGUAUUUGCCCGACAAGUUUCUCGGCUACCAUUACUUCACCGGCACUUUCUGGAACUCCAAAGUCGGCGACGGGAACGCGUCCAAACUCUACUCAUUUUUCAUCAAUCGCAUGUGUGCGUCCAUUUUCGAGAAGGUGUCGAGGAAGCAGCAGCUCAACGACGCAGCCGUCGACAAGUUGUUCAAGUGCUUGACUCCGUUUGACUCUCUGGUGACAAGACUGGACUUUGAGAAGGACUUUGCCAAGCGGAUCGUCGACGCUGUGUUUGACAGAUACUGGGAUCUGAAGACGUUGACGAGUCCGGACAUCGUUGCGAGCCUUUUCAAGGAGAUUGCGAGCAGGACGACGGAGGAAUACCUGAGCGUGGGUUGGGUCUACAACACGACGGAAGUGCGGAGAAAGUCCUACAGCAAUGAAGACGUUGAGAAACUCGUGGCUGACCAGGUGAACCUCGUGCGAGUGGAUGCCCUCAAGGCCCUGGUCAACUGCGCUGUUCGAGACAAGAAACGAGUGCUGACCAAGGAACGAGUCGAGAUCAUCAAUGCCUACACGAAACUGGACAAGGAAACUCGUUACCCGAACGCCAAGUUUGAGGACUCGGUGUUCAAGCUGAUUGAAGUGGCCAACACCUUGGAUGAUUUCAACUACGCCGACACGUUCCAAAACUUUCUCACCCGCUUGCCCAAAGAGUCUCGGGACAACGUGAAACCCAUUUUGUCAUUCGUGAAAAGCCAAGCCCGGGACUCGAAGCGCAGCAAAGAGCUCUUCACUCACGACGUGAUGGAACAACUCGUGCAGCUCUUGGAUAAUGCCAAUAAUGAGUUGACCGAGGCACAAAAGCUGGACGUUGUGGACAUCAUCAACACGUGUCUGCAACACGAGGAGCACACGAAUGCAUUGAGCACGGGAAACCUUGAACACUUGCUCCAGAUUGCAAUGCAAGGUGAUGAAUAUGAAGACGGUAUUGACACCCCGUAUCUCCUGAAUUCUGCCCUGACGUCUCUGUUGCUGUCCACUGACAAGACCCACGAGUCCUUGUCGCCCAGUGUUGUGAACCUCCUGCUGUCAAACUUUGAUCGGCUGAGUCACGAUGAAGAAUGCACGAGCUACAUGGUGUUUAUUCUCAGCAGGGUGUUUUGCAGUGACAACAAUGAGAAGAAGACGAAGAACGCGUCAUCAUUCAUCAAAAACGAACAUUUUGUUGAGUCGCUGUCAACCAAGAUGCUGUGCCAUCACGUCGGGGAGCUGAACGAGGAAGAUGGUCAGCCCAUUUUAUUCGUCAACGCUUUGUCCGGAAACAAGACUCAAUCCGGGCUUGCUGCUGGUUCUUCCUCCUCCUCCUCCUCCUCCUCCAACCAAAUAUCCUUGCUGGCUGCCAAAAUGGUGUUCAGGUCUAUUGAAAACCAAGUGGCUGUCACGCCUGUCACCAUCGACAACCUCUUGUUGGUCCUCGAGGACAAUAACAUCUCGUCGUCUGACCAUCAUCAUCAGCAGGAGAAUAAGAAGCAAACAAAGAUCCUGGCUGCCAAGAGCAUCUAUCAUCUCACCAACCUGAUGCUGGGUCAACACGAUUACGAGCCGGAAAUCAACGAGAGCCUGUUUGCAGUGGUGUUGCACGCGUGCCGAAAGCAGCAGGAGUUGACGGACAAGGAUCUCUUUGCACUCUUCAACGGGAUCCUCGCCCUGAACGGCAAAUACGCUCCGCAAGUGCUUGAGAUCCUCGUGGCCUACACUUUCAAGUACACGGUGCCUGGACCCACUGUGGCCGUGUUGGAGAACAGCUUGAGCAUUCCCAGCCACUUUGAAGAGGCCCUCGUCGUGUUGCAGAACAUCAUUCUCAGCGGCGAGUCUUGCGUGACGGGUAAAACCCUGUGUGUGUUUCUCGACUACCUCUGGCUCUCGUCCAACUCUCAUCUCCGGGUCUACGCCUUCAAACUGCUGGAGCAGGCAAGUAAGAACCAGGACUUGGACGACGGCAUUUUCACCAAGCUCGAGUUGGUUCGGGCAGGAUAUGCCCUGGAGAAGAUGAGUCAUCAUGGUCAACAGCAGCAACACAAACCAUCAUCAUCAUCAUCAUCGAAAUCAUUGGCACCAGCACGUCCUGAUGGUGAAAAACGGAAAAUAGUAGAGUUCCUGCAAUACGCCACGGAACGAGGGAUGCAAUUGCCAGUGGACACCAACAUUGCACUGGGAAAGGACAUUGAUGACGUUGACGUGUUGAAAGUGUUUGCGAAUGCUUCGAGAAACAAGCAAAUCAUCCCUCAAGAGCUACUGGACGCACUCAUUGCCAUGUUUGACCCGGAAACACAAAUGAAGGACCACACCAUCAACGUUGUUCUCAUCAAUAUUUUCAAGAAUGCUGCCAAGAACAAUCAAAUGCUGCCCAAACAUCUGCUGGACAAGCUGGAAAAGGCGCUGAUGCUGCCGAGGCCAGGUAGUGAAAUGCGGAUGGACAAUGAUGACAAUGACAAUGAGUCGUUGUCAUCAUCAUUAUUAUCAAAAUUGGAGCAAAGCGCCCUGUUGGUCUUCAAUUACCUGGCUCAAAAGGGCGAGAAGCUGUCGUUGGUUGUCAACAACAAGCUGUUGGACAAACUUGCGAGUGAAAAGGACCCUGUUUUGAUUCAAGAGCUGCUGAGUUCGUUGCCAGCGCUGAUGAAUGCCAACAAGGCGGACCUCUGCAAAUUGUAUCUGCCAAAAAUCAAUGGGAUUUUGGCCCGUGAAAUCCGGUCGGAUAACGCAAACGUGCAGAGCUUGUGUGUGAGUGCAGUCAGUGCUUUGGUUGCAGUGAUACAAGGAGUAGGUGACAGCAGCAGCAGGAUGAUGAAUGUAAAGCAGCAGCAGCAGCGAGUAGUAAUGAUUGACGAGACGCUGCUCGAGGCCCUGGUGGAAACAUGCACGGAUUCCAGCAGCAGGUGCAGUCCAUCCGUGGCACUCGGGAUUCGAGCCCUGUUUGACUCCAUCGACGACAGUCACAAUCCAUGCAUUGCCCAAAGGCAGUACCGGGAGAAAAUGCAGCUGGCCACCUUGAAAAGCGACUCGCCGAGGAACUUGUUGGCACAACUGCGUUGCUACGUGAAUCUCAGCACGGGAUUCCUUGCCCAGAACUACAAACAACUCAAGCACGUGAUUGACAAUGCCGGGGAGGAAUUGCAGGAAGCCGCGUUGACUUUGUUGCUGGGCUGCAAGUGCAAGUCUGCAUUGACGGACGAGUUGUUGGACAGUGUUGCCAUCUUGUGCGAGAGCACUCGAGAGUUUGGGAUGAGCAAUCAAGAUGUGUCAGAUCUGCUCAAGUCGAUUCGAGUCAGCUGUAGCAGCAAGGAUGAGAUUUUGGGAAUUCAAACACUCGAGGAUCUUCUCCAAAUGAUUUUGAAGCAGAAACCCGACUCAUUCUUCCUCGUGGAAUCAUUCGUUCACCUGGUUGAACAAUGCCUGCUCAAGAGACGCCUUUUGCACAUGACUUUGCCGUGUUAUUGCCGAAUCAUCAAGGAGAAAAAGUGCCGCAAGGUUGAAGAAUGUCUUGAACAGUCAUUGCUGGUUGUGCAGCAGCAGCAGCAGCAGGAGCAGAGUUUGAUUAUUCAAGAUGAACAUCAAGUGGGUUUGAAAACGUGGCUCUUCCUGUGCAUGUAUUAUGCGAGCAAGUUGAUAAUUGCACCCCUGCCCAGUGUGUGCAUGGAUGUUGUUGUCGACAGUCUGGACAGUGAUGAUGAGCUCAUCAGGUGGACUGCGUAUGGGAUCUUGCGAGCUUCCAGCACCAAGGACAAAAAGUAUGCAACAAUUGUCAACAAUUGGAAUGACCUUCUGUUGACGAGUGUGACAGAGAGCUGUGCUGCAGACGUGACACUUGAUGCGAAAUCAAAUCACAAGGGCUACACGAUUCCAGACUUGUUGGAAAUAAUUGUGUCUCUCAAGUUCCCCGACUUGGAUGUGUUUGCAAAGAAUGAGAAAGACGUGUGGAAACGAGAGUUGCUGGCUUCGAGCAUUUUCGCCAAAUUCCGCGUCGUCAACAAGUUGGAUCAGAUGAAUUUCUACGCCAACUGGUUUCGGGUUGAGGAGACGUUCAAGUAUCACAAAUCCUGCAAGGUCCUCUUGUUGCUCCACAACUUCAAGUUCCAGCAUGGCUUCUCACAAAUUGCUGAGCUGACUUUGAUGAUGCCCGAUCUCAGUUUUGACGAGGUCAUGGGAUUGUUGAAUACGCACAGUCCUGAUCCAUACACUGCCUUCAAACAAGAAUGGUGUGUGCGGAAGAUCCAAGCCAGUGGUCAUCAUCAUCAUCAUCAUCGUAAUGCAUCUACAUCCAGUGAUGAUAGUAAUAAAAAGCAAAGAAGAGGCGGCAUCAGUGUCCAGUAUUCCCAGCGACUGGCCCAAAAGCUGUGUUCCGCCUUCCAUGCCGAGUUCAUUAGCAAACUCUUUGCCUCCUUGAAGUCGAUUGAUAACCUGUGUGCGUUUGAGAACCUCAUUGACUUUUGCUUGCGAGAGAAAAUCAACCCGAGUGACGCGCUACUGAUGCUGGACGGCGUGAAUAAUGAGGGAGUCCAACUGAUGCACCUGAUGCGCCUAGUUGAGGCCAAGCAGUUGAUGACGAGAUGCGCCAAAUGUCGGCCAGAGACGAAAGCAGAAGAGAAGCAAUUCCUACGUCUAUUCCAAAUUUUGUGUGAUGCGGGAUGGGACUUUGUGCAGAUGCGUGACCUUGUGGCUGCAUUUGAACCCAGUAGUAGUGGUGCUGCUGGGGCCGGAUUUAAUCGGUUUCGCAACUUGCUGCACUUUCUGAACACGAUCCAAACUUACGGCCUGUUCUCGGCAUCUAAUUUCAUCAGGUGCAAGGAAAUCUUGAAGGACAACACGAGUUUCCGAACCAUGAUGCAGAAGUUGAACAAACUAGCCAUUGAGAACCACUUUCAGCUGGAAGGCAAACAAAAGGACCUCAACGAACUCGUGGCUGAGUUGAAGAAAUCAAACAAGCACGACCAGGCAUUACUGCAGUUCAUCAACAGAGGUGCUUUGGAUAUCCGGAAACACGUGUUUGAGGAUCAUUCCGCAGAGUUGCUCUGGAACGAGAAGCAGAUUUACUUGUGGGCAUUGGACGUCAAGCAUGGCAUAAUUCCGGAAUUUAGCGAUUACAAAGGAGUGGCAGUUAUCCUGCGUGCCAACUUCCUCAUCUCGGGUCACACUCUGACGGACACACAAAUACUCUGCAGCUUGAUUGCACUGAGAACAACCAACAGCAGUGGCAGCAGUCAACAGCAUCAUCUGAACAAUAAGGGCAAGUUACUCGAAGUGGCAACCGGCGAAGGCAAGUCCACCAUCAUUUGCAUCCUUGCCAUCAUCAACGCAUUGCGAGGCAACCCAGUCGACGUCAUCACCAGCUCCCCUGUCUUGGCUGAGAGAGAUGCCAAGCAAAAGGCCAAGUUGUACCGGAUGUUUGGCCUCACCUGCUCAGACAACAAUGACAAGACCGUGUAUCUCCGAGGCAAGAAGACUUGCUAUGCUGCCGACAUUGUCUAUGGAGAGAUGUCGCAGUUUCAGUUUGACAUCCUGCGAGACACCUACAGCCAGUUGGGCACCUUGAACGGACGCGAGUUCACAACAGCCAUCAUUGACGAGGUGGACAGCAUGCUCAUUGAUGACAGCUCGAAAAUUGCCCGCUUAUCAUCAACCAUUUCCGGCAUGGACCACUUUCAAGCAAUGUACGUGCUCAUCUGGCAACGCCUGGUCUCAAUCAGAGAAAGGUUCAUCAUGUUUCACGGCAAGUUGUACUUUGUUGACGGGAAAGUUGGCUUUGAAAAGGGCAAGAUGACACUGGAUGUUGUGGACGGCAGCAGCAGUAAUGAUGGCAGCAUUUGGAAAAUUCCAGACUUGGAAAAGUAUCUCAUUCAAUUUGGUGACAAUGAUGAGAGUCGGGUCAGUGAGUAUGUUGGUGAUGAUGUGGAUGAGUACUUGAGGAAGUCGCUGGGAUCCUAUCUGGACGAGCAAAUCAAAGUCAACAAAAUCUACAUCCCCAGUAAUUUUGCCGAGUUCUUGCAAAAGCAAAAGCCAAAGUGGAUUGCAAAUGCCGUUGAAGCUCUCAAUUACCAGGAAAAUGUGCACUACUACAAGCAUGUCUACGGUCUCACUGGGACACUUGGCUCAGAGACUGCCAGGGCUGUGCUGCAAAGGGUGUAUCAAGUGGAUCUAAUCAACAUUCCCCAGCGGCGACAGAAGCAGUAUUUGGAGCUGGAGUCCAUCAUUGCCGAGAGUGAAGCUGCCUGGCUCAAGGCCAUCGAGUCACACAUUAUCCACGAGAUUCAAAAGGACCGCGGGAUUCUAGUCAUUUGUGAAACGAUUGAGAACACCAGUAGGAUUCGAGAGUUGUUGCUGACAAAGAAUAAGCUCCCCCCGAAUGCACUCAAGGUGUAUGCCAUGAACGACGUGAACCAAGAGAAGAACGUGGAGAAGAUUUUGCCGGGGGAAGUCAUAAUAGCCACAAAUUUGGCAGGCAGAGGCACUGACAUUCAAACAGAUGAAAUUGAGACGACCGGGGGUUUGCACGUCAUUUUGACAUUCAUGCCGGGCAACCAACGAGUGGAAGAUCAAGCAUUUGGAAGAACUGCCAGGCAGGGCAAACGUGGCACGGGCCUCAUGAUCCUGAAUGCUCAACAACUCCCUAUGAUGAAUAUGAUGACGACGACAACAACAAUGAUGAGCAGCAGUCAGCAUGAGACUAAUGAUGAAAUCACCACCAGCACCACUAGAAACAUCAAGGCAGAGCGAGACACGUUUGAGUCACAGCAACUCAAGACUUUCCAAGAGGUGGACCUCAAGCCAAUCCAAGUCAAGGAUGAACUCUUUGAUGUUUUCUGUGCUUUCCUCAAUGGCAGAAUCCGCGCCAGCAUAAAAGAGGAGGAGGGAACCCUUGGCAGUAAAUUCAAGAGUUUCUUUUAUGACCAGCCCCCAACCAUGUAUGAGAGUACUGUGCUUGCAGCUGUUGAAGAGCAAUGGGCAGGUUUCUUGCGCAAGCUGGAUGAGAAGGUGAUACAGUGCAGAGAUGCCAAGUCUGAGUGUGACAAACUCAUUGCUCGGCUCUGGCAAGACUUUGAAGCCAAAAAUGUCAUCAAGAAUCCAUAUCAUUACAUCUGCAUUGCCAAUGACAUACUUUCUGACAAGUCAGCAAGUGUUGAAGAGGUGGAACGAGCCAUGAGCUAUUUCAAGAAAGCCGUGGAUCUGGAGCAAAUGAUGAGCACAAAGACCACCACCAGCAGCAGCAAGGAUGAUCCAGAGUCUCAUUCCAGCAGCAGCAUGAGCUACAACUGUCCUGGAGCUGCGUAUGUUGGCAUUGGGUGGUGUGAAAUCCGGUUGAAAGACAAGCAAAAAGAGGGCUACAAAGACCGGGCUCUGUCUGCUUUCAAAUCUGCUCUGACGUGUCUGUCCAAUGAAAUGGCUGUACUGAGUGCCACUCAGUUGUUGCUGGAGCAAAAGCAGACUGGGUUCCUCAGCAGCGACCUCUACAAGCAGCUCAACAUCAAAGCCACCAUACUGGGUUCCUACCUCAGCAGUGUCAAUGACUCCAUGAAUGCCGUCAAACGAUCAAAGCGUCUCAUCGACGUUGUUUCUGUUCACAAGCACAAAGAUGGCGCUGCAGUCAUGGAAACCAUCAAGUACUUUAAUGAGCAAGAGCGACUUGAGACUGACUUGAGCACAUUCAAAAACAACAAGGACUUGAAAGUGAGUGACAAGGAAAGGUACUCGCUGAUAUUCAAUCAUCUGACGCGCAGAGAGGAUUCAGGCACAAUUGACCAGGCUUUAAACACCUUGAACAAUGCAUUCGAUGCUAAUAGUAACGUGUUCCAAAAGGCAGGAGAGGCAGUUUCCAGACUGGUAGGCCUCAGAAAUGCUGCCAAAGCCAAGAUGUUUGGAUCCAGUGAAUACAGUUGCCUGCUGGAUCAUGAUGAAGAUGAUGAGUCACCACCCCGCAACAACAUCCGUAUCAAUUUGAAGGACGUUGACAUGACCCAAGUGCACAGCUGCAUCUUCAACCCUGACAAGGAAUUCACUGACCUAACAGGUGAAAGUGCUGAGGCAAAGCUCAAGGAAGAAAGAUCCUACUGGCAUGCAUUGCGGGUGGGCAAUUCCUUCAAGGUGAACCUGACAAUGCACUCUGUCAAUAAUAAUAAUAAUAAUAGUGAUAAUAAUAAUACCAACCAGCAUGAAAAGAGCAAGGCCAUCAAGCAAACAUUCAGCGACAAAGAAAUCAAUGAAGCAAUUAGCAUUGUGAAGGAGGAAAUGCAAAAGGAUAUUCCCCGCAGCAAAGACCUCCGCUUUGACAUGGUGAUCAAGGAGGCAAAUGUUAAUGCACUCAACGAGGAGUUGGUUCAUUCAAAAGGCAGUGAUCCUGAUGUCACUUUAAAUGUGGAAUUUGGCAACUUGAAUCAAGCAGAAGCAAUGCUCAAGUUGUCUUCAAUCAAGGCCAGGAGUUUGGACAUUGAAUUUGUUGCCAACAAGUCUAACAAGGAAUUGCUGAACCUUGUCCAAAGAAAUGAAGCAUUGAAAAGUGCCAAGGUUUACGUGAGCAAGACGAGCACAUUUGAAAAGGUUACUAGGAAGGAGCUCGUGAAUCGUUUCAAAAACCUAGAGACAGACACCUCUCCAUUAUUUGUCAAAUUUGAGGCCCUGACAUCAGGAGUUGGUCAGACCAGCAGAGAUAUUGUCAACAGUAGCUGUGGGCAGCAGGGAAACGUCAUGUUUGGCAUUGCCUUCCAUGGCGUUCAGGAUUAUUACAACAACACUGGCCUCAGGGAUGCUGGUGGUCAUCGGGUGAACUUGAGUUUUGACAAAUUGAACCGGAAAAGUGCGGAAAUGGUCAUCAACACUCUGCGGAAAGAGAAUUUAGAGUUCUCUCUAGAAUUCAAGGACUUGUCCCACAAGGAAGUGAAAUUCAUUCUGAAACAGGCGAGUCUGGAACAAGAGGACAUGGAGAUUCGAAAGGUGAAGAACGUGUGCGACUUAUUCAUGAAGGCAGCGUAUCCCACUGUUGAGAUCAACGAGUUCGAAUCCAAGGGAAUCCAGUUCCUUUUGGAAAUGAGCGAGAAGAUGUUUGUUCCCUGGUGGAGUGUCUGCGCCGUGGCUGCCCUGGGUGCGUGUCAAAUCAUCGUUGGCGGUGUGCUGAUAGCCUCGGGUUUCGGCGCAUCAAUGGGAAUGGGAUUCGUCACCGAGGGCCUGGCUGACAUGAUGACAGCCUACAGGGCCUACAGCACGCGGCAAUUCCAUUGGAGCGACUACUGCAAACAGAAGGCAGUGAGUUUGGUCAUUUCUGCAGUGUCUGCGGGUUACUCCAAGUGCAAGGAAAGUGUACAGGGUGCAGCCAAGGGCAUGGAGACAUUCGUGACUGGAGUGGGGAAAGAAGCGCUGGAGCAAGCUGGCACUCAGGUUGUGAGCAAUGCCAAGGUAGUUGGGCAAACCCUGAUUAAAACGGGUCAAAACGCCAAGAGUUUUGCUGCCAAAAUCAUUGCUACCAAGACUGCGGAGGCCGUCGCGAGAGAGGGUCUCAACACCGGUGUUCAGUACUUGUCCAAUUUCACCUUUGACCUCUUGAAACCAGAAAUCAGCGAGUGUGUGCAGUCCCGGGUCAAGGCCUCGUUCUGCAACACGGAGCUCAUGGGCUAUUUGCGGAAAAUGUACGCCAUCGACCUGGUGACCAACUCGCGUCAACUCCAGUCCAAAGUUGAUCAGAUUGUGUCUGACAGCGUGAAUCCUCGGCAUGACUUUAUGCGGAAGCAGUGGGACUCGGUGGGGUUGCCCCUGCUCAAGGGGGUUCUCUCGGACCCCAACAAGUGCGGGAGCUAUGCCAGCAUGGCCAUCAGAAUCACGGGCACUCUCCACGGCCUGUAUCAGGUGGGAACCCUGACUGACAACGUUGUCCAGGCCCUGGUGAAGAAACUCAGACUCAUGGACCGGAAUUCCAUGACACUGGGCCUAGUGUUGCACAAAAGUCUCGGCAUCAAAAGGGACGCUGCAUUCCUCAUUGCCGAUGGGCUGCUCAAGCAGGAAAGUCGCAGCAUCUUUGACGAUUCCGACAAUUUCAACGUGUCCCACAGUGACUUGUUGGCCAGUAGUACUGAUGACGAGUCCAACAGGAAAGAGGUUGUGCAGAAGAGCAUUGACAGGUUGUGCCAAGACUGGAAGAAGAAUCCCGACAGAGUGCUGAAGGAACUCGGCAAUGAUAAUGCCGCACCUGCUGCUGCUGACGAUGUUGAGAAAUGCAUCGAUUUCGUGCGGAACUUGUACGCGAAAUUCUUGGAAAUUGAUUUAGAGUGCUUCAGCGUGAUGAUGAGGAAAGUGUCGGAGGAAAUCGCGGGCCAGUUGAUCAGGGUGAUGGACUCGCAAAUGUUGCAGCCUUGGACAACGCUGAUGGUGAGCAACCUGACUGCGGGCAUUUCCAAGCGAGUCCAGCAUCACUUGCUGGUGGAUCCGGAGCAGAAUUCCGAGAGUCACAAGGCGGAUCAGAAAAAGUACGACGAACUCGAGGGAAAGAAGGAUCUGACCCCGGAAGAGAAGGCAUUCGUGGCCAACUAUGGCCGGUUCCGGACGUUUGAGGAGCAGAUGAAGUACAACGCCAAAGACUACUGCGAGGCGUACAGUCAGUGUGAGAUGGCGUAUUAUGCAGGCCAAGAUAAUGACCGCGGCCGCCGCGAUGACGGCACAUCAGCGCCACCUGACCCGAAUGUGAAGAAAGCCGCCGAUGGCGUCCGUGGGGAUGCCCCGGCGAAUCUCGCCACUACCUUGGCAAUGGCCAAAGCCAACGGAGUCAACUUGAAAGUCGUGGACGAUGAAAAUUACCAGAGGACACCCGAAGAAAUCGAGAACGGGGUUCAGGUCAUGUAUGUGAAACCCGGUGCCAACAGUGACGACGUUGGUCACGCCUAUUACAUGGACAACGACGGCGUGUUCAGGGAAAUACCUUCGGCGGGCAACGACUGUGCCUUUGCCGCCUUCAGCAUGAUUCUGGAGCAGAGCAAGGGCAUUAGCAAGUCUGUGGAAGACCUGCGUGCUGAAACAGCCGACCGCAUGGAGUCCAAUUCCGCCAGCUUCGGCAAAGUGCUUUCGGCGGAAAAUUGGAUCAGGACGACGAAUCCCGAGUCGGCCAACAGGAGUCUAUUCGCCGCCGGGUUGUACAGAGACGCUGAUGGCAAGUUGGUUGUGGAACGCAAGGAUGCCCUUGCCCUUGCAAACGCGGUAAAAAUGAAGCUUCAAAGUCGUGGGAGACAGUUUGCCAAACCAUUCAAGGAUGCUGUUGAUCGUCCUGAUCCAGCUACAGAGACAACUCUUCAUCACAUCAUCCCCAAUCAGGACAUUGAACAAGCUGUCAAGGAUCUUGACCCGAGACCCCAGGGUGACACUACUGCCCCCGCAGACGAUUCCGUGAUGGAGCCACUUCGAGAAGCAGUGGAAAAGUACAUGAACAAGGAUCACAUCAAACCAAUCGUAGAGAAGCAACUGGACGAGGAGGGUCAAUUCAAGAAUCCAAAUCGCGUUGGUACUUUUCUGCAUGCUUCAUACUCAAACAACCCCCAUAAUUUGGUCGGAGGUCCGGAUUCGCAAUUGCGGGGGAAAAAUGAUCCCGGAUCAGCACAUGACACGGAAAUAGGGAAACUGCAGACCCACGAGCAUCAGCAGGCUGUCGACAACUUUUAUAAAGCCCCAGCGCAGGAGAGGCUGGACAAGUUUGCCGAUCUUCCACCUACGCGACCCGUCCAAUUCGAGAUCCCACCUGGAGGGCAGGAAUACGUCGCUAAAGAGAGGAAUCAGGAGAGGAAAACUCGAGGGUUUCGUGUGAAAGCCCAAUUGUGUGAAAAUUUGAUUAAUUCGCGUGUUGUACAUUUUCGCUGCGACGCGUUGCAACUUGGCGACCCUGCGUCGGGUCAUCCUCAGUACUUGAUUGAAAUAAAUUGCGUGGAAUGUGUUCGCAGCGGGACCAGGACCGUCAGGACUCUGCGACGAGGAAUUAUGACGACAACGACGACGACGACUACUACUGCUAAUUUUGAAGCUGGCAUCAAGGCCGGGUUGGCAAAUGGCACCUGCUCUCCGCUGGACGUGGCCCCACGCGUUUUGUCGGCCGAGGCCACGCAGCCCGGCGGCGUCUACGUGCACAAGGACGGACUGCAGAUGGACGUCGCCGCCUGGUUCCGGGACCCCAACUGGGGCAGGGACCGCGUCCUGCUGCCGACCCUGAAGGCGUCCAGCUACGGCGAGUACGAGUUGAGCGUCGGGCUGAUGAGUACCGAUUACUUCGAGUCCAGGCACCAGCUGGAUUCUCUGUGUUCCAAGGAAUUGCUCGGAGAUGAUGAUGGAGUUGAGCCGUCCUCGUCGUCGUGUCCAGCAUUGGCAGCAAAAUCAUCACCGGAUGAUGUCUUCGGGAAGACCGUCGACCGAAUCUCGUUUCGAGACGCGCUGAAACUCGUGACCGUCGACAUCCGAUGCAACAUGGACUACUUCCUGGCCCAUCGAGACGAGAUGGCGAAAGCCCUAUUGGGUGGCGGCGACAAUGAAGCAGCAGCAGCAGAGUCGCCUGAUGCAGCCGCCGCCGACCUGAAGAUGACGAUGAUGGUGGAGUCGACCGACGCGGACUCGACGAAUAAGCGACUGGAAGACCGAUUGUUUUAUCGAGAGUCUCUCAAGAUUUUCGGUCGGAUAAAGGAUGAAGGAGACGACGACGACGACAACGAUGAAAAGUCGGCUGCAGUGACGUUUACGGACUUUCGUCGGUUGUUUUUCGACGGCAACGAGAGGUGUGCGACUGCGCAGCACGGGAAAAACUACGUGAUUAUCUAUUACGUCACCGGAUAA
This is a messenger RNA of Notodromas monacha, 13911 nucleotides long. The record is from the annotation of a GenBank genome assembly. NCBI's taxonomy places the organism in Eukaryota, Metazoa, Arthropoda, Ostracoda, Podocopida, Cyprididae.